UCAGCGCCACAGGUUUGAUUGCACAUGUAGCUAAACAUUACAAUUUCAAGCUUCGGAAUGCAAACAUAAACAUAAUUACUUUAAAAAAGCGCAAUGAAACGAUUUACAAUGCACCGCAUUUACAGUGAAACAUGUUAAGAUAUUAGCUAUAAUUUCGGACAAAUUGCUGUCUUAACCAAUAAAUUAAAUGAUUUCGAUUACCAAAAGGUUUGGGGGGGUUUUGCGUUCAGUGUCACGAUGCAUAAAUUUGCCAAACUGCAAGAGGCAAUGUGUCGGAGUGAGAACGCAUCUUUGCACUGUGGGACAUGUAAAUACGUCAUUCCAGUGCUCGAAGGAUGAGCUGAGGAGACUAAGAAGCCUGGAGAGGCAUUUUAAGAGAAAACUGCGUUCAGUUCAUCAGCGGUUUGCUGAUGUCCCCGACAGCAACGUUAUAGUGGGACGUCACCACGUGUACGCUGAGGAUGGCCAUGGGGUCUACAGACUGGCACGUGGAUUGGGUGAGGGGGACAUGGAGCAGGUGCUCUGUGCAGACUGGGCUAGAGGUGUGGCUGGGACCAUUCAGAGGGUCAGGCUCUCUGCCACAGAGGCCAUGCUAGCGGCAACCGUGCAGGACAACGACAGUGAGAAUACCAGGUGCAUACUGGUUCAAUUGGGGCAUUCUGUUGUGCCUCAGAAGCCCAUGCUUAUCCUGGACAAGGUGUUCAGCUUUGAGUGGGCCUCUGAUGAUAUGCUGUUCUACACCACUCAAGAAGCACUUCAGUGCAGGCAUGUUUUCCGACUUCACCUUAGCGAAACCGGAGCCAACAGCAUCCUGGUUUAUGAAGAAAAUGAUCCGGAGUUCUUCAUCGAGGUCAGUCACACCAGAGACCAGCGGCUGCUAACGUUAAACUGCAGCAGUAAGAGCAGCUCUGAGGUCUGGCUGAUCGACAGCAUGGCUCCCUUCUCACGCCCCAGACUGGUUCAUCCUCGCCAGCCUGGCCUCCUCUACCAUGUGGAGCAUGCUGGCGGCCAGCUGUACAUCCUAGCCAACACCGGCCCAGCCCAGGAGUACCAGGUCCUGAGGGCUUAUCCCUGCUCCCCAGGUAUGCAGCACUGGGAGCCUGUGUUCAGCCCUGAGCCUGGAGCAGUCAUUAAAGAUAUGGAGGUGCUCCAGGACCACUGUGUGUGUACGGUGAGGGAGCCCCAGGGUCGACUCCAACUCCACACUUUUCCGUUAAGCGCACCUAACCAUGUGGCUGCUCUGCAGCUGCCCCUCUGGGCCUGUGCCGUAGAGACGCAGCGGUUAAGCACAGAAGAUAGAGGUGCAUGCUCCCUCCUCCUGUCCUCCCCGGUCCACCCACCCGUCUGCUACCUCCUGUCCCCCAAGGAACUGCAGCCCCUCUCUCAGGAGGAUGAGCCACAACACACACUCCCACGCGAGGGUCACACCACACGCCUGUGGGCCCACAGCCAGGAUGGAACUGCAGUGCCUUUGACACUUUUCCACAUGCAAGCCUUAGAAGAGCUGAGGGAGGCUCCACUGCUGGUGCAUGUGUACGGAGCUUACGGCCUGGACCUGAACAUGGCCUUCAGCCCUGAGAAGAGACUCCUGCUGGACCACGGCUGGGCUCUGGCCUACUGUCACGUCAGGGGGGGUGGCGAGUGUGGUCUGGCCUGGCACCGUGCUGGUCGCUUGCAGCUCAAGCACAAAGGAGUGGAGGACCUCACUGCCAGCAUUCACACUCUCUUCAGUUCAGGAGUGUCCCAGCCUGCACUGACUGCCCUCACCGCCCGCAGUGCAGGAGCUGUCUUAGCUGGGGCGCUGUGCAACCAGCACCCUCAGCUCCUCACAGCAGUCCUUCUCCAGGCACCUUUCCUGGAUGUCCUGGGCACCACGCAGGACCCAUCUCUACCCUUAACAGUGGAGGAGAGGGGGGAGUGGGGAGACCCCCUCGCAGACCCUCAGCAGAGAGACAACAUUGCCUCUUACUGCCCAUGUCAUAAUAUUACACCUCAGCUCUAUCCGUCCGUGCUGAUCACGGCUUACUCCGGCGACAGCAGAGUGCCUUUCUCGGGGGUGCUGAAGUACGUGGAGAGACUCAAGAGGGCCGUGCAGACCCAUGCAAGCAGCCAUAGUGGACAUGUGCCAGCUGUUAUACUGGACUCUCAGCCAGGUGGAGACCACUUUGGUCCAGAAGCCUUUGACCAGUCCCUUAGUGAGAGUGCCCGACAGUUAGCUUUCCUCUACACAGUGCUUGGGCUGGAUUAUCCAGGAUCCCCUCUGCAAAGAACAAGACAAAAAAAAAAGCCCAGCACAUAAAUCAUAGACACACUGGACCUUGUGGAACCUUUCAGGACCCUGGACUGUGUUAUUAACUGUGAAACUUGAUGCAUUUGAUUUUUUUUUAAGUAAGCACAAAAAUACUAAUAAAAUGUUUUUUUAAAGAUUA
Molecule: messenger RNA, 2429 nt
Organism: Electrophorus electricus (electric eel)
Lineage: Eukaryota; Metazoa; Chordata; Actinopteri; Gymnotiformes; Gymnotidae
Gene: prepl
Product: prolyl endopeptidase like
Biological process (GO): proteolysis
Cellular component (GO): cytoskeleton; Golgi apparatus
Molecular function (GO): serine-type endopeptidase activity
Source: RefSeq, a predicted model, not a curated record